Molecule: messenger RNA, 502 nt
Organism: Cucurbita maxima (winter squash)
Lineage: Eukaryota; Viridiplantae; Streptophyta; Magnoliopsida; Cucurbitales; Cucurbitaceae
Product: dCTP pyrophosphatase 1-like
Exons: 2
Coding region: 33-395 (120 amino acids)
Biological process (GO): nucleoside triphosphate catabolic process
Molecular function (GO): nucleoside triphosphate diphosphatase activity
Source: RefSeq, a predicted model, not a curated record
GAGAGAGAGAGAGAGAGCAUAGGAGAGAGAUAAUGGGUGGAAGAACAGAAGAGGAAGGAAGUGUGAGCUUGGAGCUUCUGAGGUUAAAAAUGGCGGAAUUUGCAGAGGAAAGGAAUUGGGAUCGCUUUCAUAGCCCAAGAAAUCUCCUUCUUGCUCUGGUGGGAGAAGUGGGAGAAUUAUCGGAGAUAUUCCAAUGGAAAGGAGAGGUGGGGAAGGGGCUGCCGGAGUGGGCGGAGGAGGAGAAGGAGCACUUAGGAGAAGAGCUUUCCGAUGUGCUUUUGUAUUUGGUGAGGCUCUCUGAUAUGUGUGGCGUUGAUCUUUCCAAAGCUGCCCUAAGGAAGAUCCAGCUCAAUGCUCUCAAAUACCCUGCUAACAAAUCCAAGCCCUCUUCUUGAUCUUAUAAUGUCGAUCGUUAUUGUUACUAAUUAAGCUCGAGAAUGUUCGGGCCGAACGAUGAAGAUGGGAAGCCAUAUAUAUAUAUAUAUAACUCAUCUUCACCUCA